Molecule: messenger RNA, 2013 nt
Organism: Hydatigera taeniaeformis
Lineage: Eukaryota; Metazoa; Platyhelminthes; Cestoda; Cyclophyllidea; Taeniidae
Source: the annotation of a GenBank genome assembly
AUGCCGAGGUUGAACUACGCGAAGAAUCGGAAUAGGAAGUUUACCUAUCGGAAGGGUGACUAUGUGGAUCUGGACAACGAGGACACUUCCACUCGCUACCCGCGUUUUCGUAAUGGUUGGAACUUGGAAAGGCGUGGACAUCGUAACAAUUCACACCCCAAUAUCAGUAAUGAGGCCGUUAGAAGAGUUGUGUUUGGUGGUCCUCCUCCUGGUACCGAAUAUUUUCGCUCCUACGUCUCCUCCCAUGGAGAAGUAUGGGUCCGCGCAAAUAUUGCAAAUGGAGGAACAUUGUCCACUGAUUUCUUCAAAGAAAGCUUCAGUGCCGCCAUUGGAACCACUGUUCGAAUUUACAACUUCAUGCCACGAGGGGGAAACUGUGCCUUCUUCUUCAAGAUUCGAUCCAAAAAACUCGGAGACUACAGCAAAGCCAUUAAGGGGAUUACAAAUCCUGCAACUGGCGCUCCCAUUGUGUGUGAUAUCAAGCCGUGCAGCGAACCUGAAGUUCCAACUAUUUCGGCUAAUGCAAACAGUGGUGUUGCUGCUCCUCUUCUUCCUGAUUCUUGGAUGGCUGCUCUGAGGGAGUGCUUUAAGGAGCGGUUUCAGGCCACUACUAAUACUCUCGAUCUCUCCAGUCUUCAUACCGAUCUCAGUCUCCUCAACAAGGGCUACUUCAUACCCCUGAACAAGACCAUUGUUUUUUCGUCCUUCGUUGCAAUUCUUCAGGAAAAUAACGCAAAACUCUUCGCCUUGAAUCUAUCGAACAACCGAUUGAAUCAUGUGCAACCGUUUGAAGAUAUGUGUAAGGUCCUGGGACCACCCACAUACGCCUUUGAGCGGAUAGACCUGAGCGGAAAUCAGAUUAACAAUGCACGAAAUCUUGACGGGCUGAAAGCAGUACCUGGGAUUACUCACCUUGACCUGACGGAUACGCCAUUAGCGGGUCGUUUGUCCAACCCAAAUAGCGGCAAACUGAUCGAAGCGCAAAUCGUGCGGAUUCUUCCCGGAUUGAAGACGCUGAAUGACAGGCCAAUCAAGGUGACGGUUCAGUUUGCCAUCGAGCAGGGUUCUAAAGCUCCCGAAACUACUCGUGCUCCAAGAAUUCGGCUUCCAUCGUCAAUUCAGGGGCAUUUCGGAAAUGAGGAAAUUCGAGUGCCUUUGCUUACCUUCCUAAUGGAAUAUUGGUCUUAUUUUUUCAUCAUCCCACCGCUUCCCGUCCACAGGUACUUUAAUCGCUACGAUUCGUCACAGCGUGGAGAAUCUAUCUAUUCCUACUACACAUCGGCUUCAACACUGACGAUUUGUGUGAACCCUGCUUCGCAAUUCACAGGAAAAAGUGUUCUUGAAACACUCGACUCAGGAAGUGCCUUGAAUCAGAAGAUCCAGCUCCUUACCAAUAAUGUGGAUGAUACUUACUACAAGCAAAACCGGAAUCUGUUGCGCUGCAAGGAUGAGAAUAAGCGCCACGAGCUUAUCUGCCAGGGUCCUCUUAACAUCGCUUCUGCUUUGGGGAAGUUACCUGCCACUGAGCACGUCCUUGAGUCCUUCUGUGUUGAUGUGAUUAGCUACUCUGAACAGCAAAUAAUAUUCAAUGUAACAGGUGUUUUCUACGAGAAUAAGACACCUACGAGCGAAAAUACUCCUCUGCGAAAGGUGCUGCGUUGCUUCACUAGGUCAAUGAUUCUCAUCGCACCGGGGACACAUAUCCUCCAAGAUAAUUUAAUCGUCUCGAACCCCACAGAGCCUCUCAUCCAGCGCUAUAUCCGUGAGGUCAAGAAGCGGGUAAAGGCUGAAGCUGAAGCCAAAGCGGUGACACAGCCAACUGUUGUUUCCAAUGCCCCCGGGAACAGUGAGGAGGCAGCAGUGAUAGAGUUUCGUCGUCAAACGGGCAUGAAUUUGGCCUACUCUCGUCAGUGUCUUCAAGAAUUUGGAUGGCAGUUCGAGACCGCAUUGGCCAGUUUUCAGGAAAUGCAUGCCUCAGGCAGUAUCCCUCAAGUCGCCUUCGCUCCAGAUUAG